This is a messenger RNA of Nerophis lumbriciformis (worm pipefish), 2610 nucleotides long. It is a transcript of the gene htr1fa, whose product is annotated as 5-hydroxytryptamine (serotonin) receptor 1Fa. Gene Ontology annotation, biological process: positive regulation of MAPK cascade; adenylate cyclase-activating adrenergic receptor signaling pathway. Lineage: Eukaryota; Metazoa; Chordata; Actinopteri; Syngnathiformes; Syngnathidae. Gene Ontology annotation, cellular component: plasma membrane. The record is from RefSeq and is a predicted model, not a curated record. Gene Ontology annotation, molecular function: G protein-coupled serotonin receptor activity.
GGCGUGGAUGACGCUGUGAGGCGCGUGGACGCACGCGAACAUCCGAGGAAUGCGACCGUCUCCCGUGGACGAAAGACACAGGCUGUUCCUGGGCGAGCGAGGUGAAGUGAUGGCAGAGCCGGCAGGCAGAGCGCAUGAGUGCACCACGUCCACUGCUGCGUGAAAACCACUGGAGAGCAAAGUGUGGAGACCAAGAAUGGAUUUUGCCAACUACACAGAGGGCGUGUUCGCGACAAGCACCGGUGGUUACGAGGCAGCGGAGACCGCCAAGCACCCUCCCAAGAAGAUCCUUCUCUCAGUCACGCUCUCUGUCCUGGCCGUGGUCACCACGUUCCUCAACUGCUUGGUGAUCACCGCCAUCGCUGUCACGCGCAAGCUGCAUCACCCGGCCAACUACCUCAUCUGCUCCUUGGCGGUGACGGACCUUCUGGUGGCCGUGCUGGUCAUGCCCUUCAGCAUUGUCUACAUCCAGAAGGAAAGCUGGCUGAUGGGCCAGGCGCUGUGCACCCUCUGGUUGAGCGUGGACAUCACAUGCUGCACCUGCUCCAUCCUCCACUUGGCCGCCAUUGCCAUAGACCGCUACCGGGCCAUCACCGACGCGGUGGAGUACUCGCGCAAACGCACAGGGGCCCGAGCGGGGGCAAUGGUGGCGGUGGUGUGGCUCUUGUCCAUCCUCAUCUCGCUUCCUCCUCUCCUGUGGCGCCACUACAGCGGGGAUGCAGAAGAGAAGGACCAGUGCAUCAUCCUCCACCAUCACAUGGCCUUCACCCUCUACUCCACCUUCGGGGCCUUCUACAUCCCGCUCCUGCUCAUCCUCAUCCUCUACUAUAAGAUCUACCGGGCGGCUCAAACUCUGUACAUGCGCCGGGAGGCCAGCAGGGCAAGCCGCCAGUCCUGCAUGACCAACGGCAGCAUGAUCCCGUCGUCCUACCCCGCCGCAGAUAUGGACACAGGGCCUCAGAGCCCGGAGCCCGUCAGCCCGCAAGAUAAAUCUUUCUCCGACCCUUCCACCGAAGAGCCCCCGCGUGAACGGGCGCGGAUUUCGGUGAAGAAGUUCCACUGCAAGUCCCGCCGGCACGAAUCUCGCAGUGAGUCACGGCGGAGCCAGCUCUCCCAAGGACCGCGGAUCUCGGGCUCACGGGAACGCAAGGCCGCCUCCACGCUGGGCUUGAUCAUCGGCGCUUUUGUCAUCUGCUGGUUGCCCUUUUUCGUCCAGGAGGUGAUCGUCAACACGUGUGGCUCGUGCAGCACGUCGGUGGAGACGGCGAACUUCCUCACGUGGCUGGGCUACCUCAACUCGCUCAUCAACCCGCUCAUCUACACCAUCUUUAACGAGGACUUCAAGAAGGCCUUCCAGAGACUCGUUCGAUGCAGCAGUUACCUCUGACGCUGACCGCUUGGUACAAAUUAGCGAUCAAAGCAAAGGAAAGAGUCAGACUUGCCUGAAUAGAAGAAAACCAACCUCUCCCGAGUGGAAAAUGGGAGACACGUUUUCAGAGGCACUCGACGAGGCACUUGAGUAUCUUCACUGCAGCAGCAGAGAAAUGUCCACUUUGCAUUUCCUGUUAUGAUUACCCGAGCCUGAGAGCUCAUUGGGGGUCUCUCAAGAUGGACCAUUGUUUACCUUUUCCAUGACCGGUUUUUGAGCGGUGGUCGUCCUUUAGAGAUCAGAAAUAUUUCCCCCAUUUUGUCCAAGCGGCUGACGGGAACAAUGAAUGUCAAAAAUGUGUGGAGGGAUGUUUAUCUAAAGCAGGGAUGUCCAAAGUGCAGCCUGCAGCCCAUGUUUUUCGAAAAACACCUCCCAGAUUAGAACUUUGCACAAAAAAAUCAAGCUGGCCCCAUUGCCCCUAAAAUUAGGACUACGAAACCAAAAUGGCCGACGACCGGACAUAUUCAACUGAAGUAAACUUGGGAGUCAAACAUUUUUGCAGCAACUUACUAAAAAGACCAGAGUGCUCCUGUUGUGUAGAAGAAUUUAGACCACCACAUUAGCGGACUUUUGAACCUUGCUGGCAAACUUAGCACACUGGGGUUCAAACUUGUGAUUUACAUGACUGAGGCGUUCCUCAAGGCACCCCUUUAAAUCCUCUCCUUUUUCCAUAAUGUAAUUUAUGUCAGUAAGGUGUUGAUAUACAUUUACUUAACAUGCAGUCAUUUGUUCAACUUCUUUACUUUUCCUAGUGGUGUUCCUCAAGGUUCCACCUUAGAUCCACUCUUGAUCAUCAUUUGGACUAUACAACUGGUGGUGUUCCUCAAGGUUCCACCUUAGAUCCUCUCUUGAUCAUCAUUUGGACUAUACAACUGGUGGUGUUCCUCAAGGUUCCAACAUAGGUCCGCUCGUGUUCAUUAUUUGAAUAAUUCAACUGGUGGCGUUUCUCAAGGUUCCACCUUAGGUCCUCUCUUGUUCAUAAAUGGACUAUUCAACUGGUGGUGUUCCUCAAGGUUCAGCCUUAGGUCCUCUCUUGUUCAUCAUUUGGACUAUUCACCUGGUGGUGUUCCUCAAAGUUCCACCUUAGGUCCUCUCUUGUUCAUCAUUUGGAAUAUUUGACUGGUGGUGUUCCUCAAGGUUCCACCGUUGGUCCUCUCCUGUUCAUCAUUUGGACUAUUCGA